Messenger RNA from Microdochium trichocladiopsis, 2405 nucleotides. RefSeq names its product ATP-dependent protease La domain-containing protein. The transcript has a single exon. The coding region runs from base 487 to 2247 and encodes 586 amino acids. NCBI's taxonomy places the organism in Eukaryota, Fungi, Ascomycota, Sordariomycetes, Xylariales, Microdochiaceae. The record is from RefSeq and is a predicted model, not a curated record.
GCCCACCCUCGCGCCUAGGGCCUUACUUACUGCCUGCUAUUAUCACUUGAGUCUGCGCCCUGUCUCGUCCGGGCACCCGAACAAAACUAGACCCCCUCCCUCCGUAAUCAGAUUCUUUUUGUUCCCUCUGCACUGCAAAGUCAGUCCAUGGCCCGUACAGCUCCGCCUCCGUCGCAACAUGCCAUGCCAUUUGUCGUGCCUCAGAUUCCAUCAGCAUAGGUCAGAUGCUCCCGAUAUAACGUCAGAUAAAGCCACCACAUCAUAGGACAUAGCAUUGGGCUGGACCCGACUACCGCAUAGCGACCAUUGAUACCCGCGCCUACAAUAGACCUUGCCGAAACAACACCCGACGCCAGGGAUAUUGCUACUCUUACGCACAACAGACUCAAUCUUGGCAGCUUUCGGGCAACCUCACGCGACCUCGCUCCCUUAGACGGUCGGCCUCGCGAUCCGACGGCGACCGGCAUCAAGCCAAGCCUGUCCCUCAUGUCCGCCGUUGUAGCGAACGCCUCCUCGCCCUCUCGCUCGCCUUCUCACACGUCGAACAGCAUUCGGUCGGGACGAAGCUCUGGUCAGGACUCAGACCACAGCUCUGUGCACAACUCCGCCCCUGCGCCGAAUCUGGUCGAGUCGGGCGACGUGGCCGAGAUAGCGGAUCUGACUCUUGACGCUGUCAAAGACUACCGGAAAAUCAUAAGGCUCCUACAAUGCAGGGUGUGCUCGGGCAUACUGCAGAAACCAGUCACAACCCCAUGCGGGCGAAGCCUAUGUCAAAGCUGUCUCCCCGAGACACAUGUUCGGCACAACAUUUCAUGGCCCGCAACGACCAACUGGCUUGAGGGCUUCACCUGUCCGUUUGAAGACUGUGGGAAAGAGCACGCUCUCGGGGCCUGCAAUCUAGACGUCACGCUGGCCAAGGCGAUUGACCUGUUCGACACAGCUCUAAAUGCGCACCAGGGGCCCUUGGAGCAAUCCGGCUUCUCAGUUCAUGUCACAGCACUCGACGAGUGGCAGGUUGCUGGCAUCCCCUCGCUGGCUGAAAGAGAUGGCAGCGAAAUGAUCCACAGUGGCAGCCGGCUCUUGGCAACUUACAUGUUAGUCAAGGCUGGACAACUCAAGUACGAGACAGAAACGAGCUAUGCCAUAUUGCAGGGAGACAACGACGCCCUUGACGCCGCGGAAAACACAACGUUUACCAAGAUCAAGGAUUCCGUGCGCACGGAGAUGGACUGCCAGGUCUGCCAUGCUCUGUUUCUGGACCCGCUGACCACAAACUGUGGUCACACAUUCUGUCGAAGUUGUGUGCGGCGGUUCCUCGACCACUCUACACUCUGUCCGAUUUGCCGCCGCUCACUGGCGCUCCAAGCUCAGGCCAGCGAGGAGAGCACGCCACCGAACCUAUGCCUCACCAAGAUGCUCAACGGCUUCUGGGCUGACGAUCUUGCCGCCCGGGUUCAGGCGCUUCGGCUGGAGCAACAGGCCAGCCAUGGCGGAUUCGACAUACCAAUUUUUGUGUGCACAUUGUCAUUUCCACGUAUGCCUACGUUCCUCCACGUCUUCGAGCCCCGCUAUCGCCUCAUGAUGAGGCGUGCGAUGGAGGCAGAUCGCAUUUUCGGCAUGGUGCUCUUCAAGCGACAUCCCGUGCCAGGUGGUCCCCAUUUUGAAGAGCUCGGCACUCUUCUGCGCAUUGUUAACCUCGAGUACAUGCCCGAUGGCCGGAGUCUUGUGGAGACUAUUGGAGUGUCGCGAUUUCGUGUCACACGAUCGGGUCUCUUCGACGGCUACAUUGUUGGGAAUGUCGCUAGAAUCGACGAUAUCAGUGUUGAGGAGGAAGAAGCCAUGGAGAUUGCUGAGACGACGCGGGGCCAAGGGGUUCGCAAUUUCGCUCAGCAUGAUGUCCCGUAUGACCCUGAAAAUGUCGAAGAUCAGCCGCCGCCGACGCCGAUAUCUCUGGAGGAGUUGAAUUCAAGAUCGACGCAAGAGUUGGUUGAUAUAGGAAUCGCAUUUGUUCGCAGGAUGCAGCAUCAGAGCGUCUCGUGGCUCGUCCCUCGUAUCCUUGCGAUCUAUGGGGAUUGUCCCACCGACCCGGCGACCUUUCCUUGGUGGCUUGGUAGCAUACUGCCCGUCAGGGAUGAGGAGAAAUACAGGUUGCUAAGCACCACCAGUGUGCGAGAGAGGCUCAAGAUAUGUUGUCGGUGGAUCAUUGAGUGGGAGUCCAGCAGAUGGUCAGUAUUUCGCAGGCACUAAAGAGUAAUCUUUCAGAAUGACUUGGGCACCUCUACCGCGGGGGGCAAACCUGCUGCCCAAUCGACAUUGCCCAGCUGCCACUCUACUGUCCAAUAUCCUGCAGUUCAAUCAAAUUCUAAUUUUAUCUUUUCUCCAGGUCCUUGACAGACUGUCUGGUG